AUGUACGUUGUCGCCUUGCUCCUUGCUUCAACAUUUGCCCUCUGUGGUCUUGCCACUCCUCUCGUUGAGGGACCCACCCCCGCUUUCAAGAACGAAGUUAUUUCCCUUCACAAUAAGGCCCGAGCUCACUAUGGAGCCCGCCCAGUUACGUGGAAUGAUGCUUUAUAUCCAGCUACUCUCCAAUGGGCAAACGCCUGCAAGUUCCAGCACAGUCAAUCUGGAGGGAAGUACGGAGAAAAUCUGUUUGCCGCGUCCGGCAACAACGUGAACUUCGCUCAAAGUAUCAAUGGGUGGAUGAGUGAAUCUGCCAAGUACAAUUGUACGAAGUUUUUAAAAGCUUGGUACACGACGCCCACAAUUAUUGACUUUCCCAUCAUUAACAGAUAA
This is a messenger RNA of Laccaria bicolor S238N-H82, 387 nucleotides long. RefSeq lists its product as uncharacterized. The record is from RefSeq and is a predicted model, not a curated record. The transcript is spliced from 5 exons. Lineage: Eukaryota; Fungi; Basidiomycota; Agaricomycetes; Agaricales; Hydnangiaceae. The coding region runs from base 1 to 387 and encodes 128 amino acids.